AGUGUGCAUGUGCAAACAUAGCUUUGUACUUUGGAGUGAUAGUCCAGUGUGUGUAUAUCAGGAUAACAGGGCUGUUUAAAAUGGCACUAUUUUCUUCUUCUUCUUUUUUCUUAUGUUUGCUGCUUUUGGACUUUCAGCUGAGCUAUGGAGCCCCGGCUCCAGCCUCAGGCCCAGUGUUCCUGUCCAGUCAGGCAGCUGUCAACGUUCUGCAGAGACACAAACGCUAUAACUAUGGUAUGUUUGAGGAGUUGAUGGAAGGCGACUUGGAGAGAGAGUGUAUUGAGGAAAUAUGUGUCUUGGAAGAGGCCAGGGAGAUCUUUGAGAAUGAUGAAAAGACGAUGGCGUUCUGGGCACGGUAUAUAGAUGGCAAUCAAUGUGAAUCAAACCCAUGUCUGAACCAGGGGUCAUGCCAAGACCACCUUGGCUAUUACACCUGCUCAUGUACACCAGGCUUCACUGGCAGGAACUGUGGGAUUGCUAUAGCAAAAAGGUGUGAUGUGAACAACGGAGAUUGCAUGCACUUCUGUGAGACAAAGGCAACCGUUGGAGCAAAAUGCUCCUGUGCGACAGGAUACAGGCUUAUGAAGGACGGGCUGAACUGUGAACCAGCAGUUGAAUUUCCAUGUGGCAGAACCGCCCUGACAACAUUGCGUUCAGCAUUAUCAAGGUCUCUGCUUAAAAAGAGUGCAAGCCUGCCUACUACUUCACUAACCAGCAUCAACUCUACCACAUCACCUCCCUCGACUCCAGCCAGUACUACAGCCCUAUUUCCAGCCACGAAUGUCUCUGUAAAAAAACAGCCACUAGAGAAUGUGUCCCUGUGGGUCCACAGUGACACUGAGGCCCCCACUAAGGUGCCGAUUACAGUUCGUAAGCGCAUUGUGGGUGGAGAGGUGGUAAUACCAGGAGAGAUCCCAUGGCAGGUAGCCUUGAUAGCACGUCCCAGUGGUCAUCUGUUCUGUGGAGGUUCCAUUCUCAGUGAACGCUGGGUUAUCACUGCUGCUCACUGCCUGGUGGAAGGACAAGGCUCCUUCUUCAUCAGAGUAGGAGAGCAUAACAUCUACAUCCACGAGGACACAGAGCAGGAUUAUGAAGUGAAGGAGACACGCAUACACCCACGCUACAACGCCAGUGUGAGCUUGUACAACCAUGACAUUGCCCUCAUUUUCCUCGAAAGCCCUAUCAUUUUCUCAACAACAGUUCGACCCAUCUGCAUAGGGCCGAAGGCUUUCAUUGAGGACCUUGUGAAGGCGUCUUCCCCAGCUAUGGUCAGUGGCUGGGGACGAACACGCUUCCUUGGAUUAACGGCUGACACUUUGCAGAAGGUCGAAGUUCCCUUCACAGAUCGGACAGAGUGUAAAGACAGCAGCAGUAACAGAAUCACUCCUGUCAUGUUCUGUGCAGGAUACUAUGAUGAGGCCAAAGAUGCCUGUCAGGGGGACAGUGGAGGUCCUCACGCAAACAGCAUUCAUGAUACGUGGUUCUUGACUGGCAUCGUGAGCUGGGGGGAAGAAUGCGCAAAGGUUGGGAAAUAUGGUGUGUACACUCGGGUCUCCCUUUAUUACAGCUGGAUAAAACAUAUUAUUAGCCCUAACCCUACUUCACGCAGGAUGGUAUUUGAUGUGGAAGACCCUGACCCUUAAAUUUAAAGAUGAUAGAUUUGAAAUAUAUAACUGUGUUGCAUGCCAAAUUAAGUAUCUUAUGUUUAUGUUUGAUGCUUUUCUAACUUCACAUUUUAAAAUCACUUUGAAUUGUAAGAUGUUUGGUAUGUAAUACAUAAAUCUGAUGAUUCACCACAACGCAAACAAGUGGAAUGUCAUACAUUUAAACUCUACAACAACCAAUUCUGACAACUCUGACCCUGAGUAGUGCAACUUCUGAAUGCCACUGUACUAAAAGUGUGUGUGUGUAGUAAAAAAAAAAGAAAAAAAAUACUACAUCAUAAAAAACACAGGUAAAAACAA
Messenger RNA from Larimichthys crocea (large yellow croaker), 1964 nucleotides. RefSeq names its product coagulation factor IXa (gene f9a). Lineage: Eukaryota; Metazoa; Chordata; Actinopteri; Sciaenidae. Bases 81 to 1643 code for a protein of 520 amino acids. The record is from RefSeq and is a predicted model, not a curated record. Gene Ontology annotation, biological process: blood coagulation; proteolysis. Gene Ontology annotation, molecular function: serine-type endopeptidase activity; calcium ion binding. The transcript is spliced from 8 exons. Gene Ontology annotation, cellular component: extracellular region.